GGGCCCAUGACGAGCCCAGCCAUCUCCCUCCAACUUGGUUGAGAAGUCAGGCCCACGAGCGGGUUCCGGUUUCUCUCGUCUUCUGCAACCCCACCCAGUCGCCGCCGCCGGCGGCCUGUGCGCCGCGAACCGAGCCGAGGACAACCAUUCCGCCACCACCGGCCUCCGCACGAAUCAACUGAGGAUAACCACGCCGCCUCCGCCGGCUUCCAACCAGCCGGAUCAUCGUUGCUGCCUUCUUACCUGUCAAUAUGCACUCCCUUCGUUCCAAAUUAUAGGUCAUUUCAACUUUCUUGGAGAGUCAAACCAUUUUAUGUGUGACCAAAAUUAUAGAGAGAAUUACAAAGACUUAUGACACCGGAUGGAUAUACUAUGAAAAUAUAUUUAAUGAAGAAUCUAAUGAUAUUUAUUUGGUAUCAUAAAUGUUAGUGUUCCAAGAAAGUUGGGAUGGGAACGGAGGGAGUAGCAUUUUACGGGCAGUGUGAACCAGGAAGCACUCAAAUUUUCUCAUGCACUGCAGCUGUUUAGUGCAUUCCAUAGUUCCUCAAGUUAAAGGGUUUCACACAUAAUGAAAUCAAUCGAAGCUUGAUAUGGCAUUCUGAAUAAGACUUCAGAUUCAGUUUGGCAGUGGGUCAUGCCUUCACUUUCUUUUGUGCCAUACUAUACUACACGGAUACAUCGGCGAGGUGACGUAUCCCAUAUCGGAUACGUAUCCGUAUCGGAUACGUGGUGAAUAUGCAGUAGAUAUGUAUCGAGAAGCAGUAGAUACGUAUCGAGAAGUAUCCGGAAUAAAAAUAAAUACAACAAAUGUAGAUACGUGGGCUGAUACGUAUCAGGCCAACUUUGCGAUACGGCCCAGUCCAACAACACACCUGUCCCCACCCCGUCACCCCUGCUUGCCCUACCGCCCCAUCCCAACCAAACCCCGAUGCCUACACGCAAAGCGCCGCCGCCGCCCGCCGGAGGACGCAUCAGUGCCACUCCCCACCGGGGAAGGACCUCCGCCCGAGGAUCCUCUCCAGCUUCGACGUGCCCACGAAGAAGAUCCGCGACUCUGCUACACUCAAGGUGGAGAAUCAGCAGUUGGCUGGUGACCUACGAUAGGAUUAUGGACGCGAAAGAGAAGCCAGAGACAACCAGCAGCAUGCCGCAGCGGCGGCCGGACUGCAUAAAGUGCUUUGAUGCUCUGUGGUUUUGCUACUCGCCAUUCCACCAGAUGCAGAACUACUACCGGUAUGGGGAGUUUGACAACUGCUUCGGCAAGUGGGGUGACCUUGUGGACUGCCUCGCUCUCAAGACGAAGCGGGCUGCAGAGGCGGAGGAGAUCCUCAUCGCGCGGGAGAAGGCCAAGCCACACAUCUGGACCUUCCGGACAGUCGAUGAAGCGUCAGAGAACUGGUGGAGGAUGUAUAAGCAUCUUGUGUUGAUGUCACCACCACUGCCAGGUGCUGCGCAGCCUCCUCCCAGGUCUGAUAAAUCUUGAGAGUUGAGGUUUCUGCAAGUGUUCUGUUAGUGUUUAUGUUGCAUUUUGAUAUAAGCGGUGAGUUCUGUUGAAAUCUGGUUGUAAGUUACACACCUAUAAAGUGGAAUCAUUGAGUUAGAAAGACAAAACUAUCUGAUGAAUUCUGAAUAACUGGGACUUGGAUUCUUAUUGGAUUCGGAUCAGAACACUAAAGCUGCUUAUGUAGCGGCGUUUCCAUUGUGAAUAUGUAACACAUCUAUACUGUCAUGA
This is a messenger RNA of Setaria italica (foxtail millet), 1732 nucleotides long. RefSeq lists its product as uncharacterized. Bases 929 to 1483 code for a protein of 184 amino acids. Lineage: Eukaryota; Viridiplantae; Streptophyta; Magnoliopsida; Poales; Poaceae. The transcript has 3 exons. The record is from RefSeq and is a predicted model, not a curated record.